AUGCAGUUAGCCGAGCAAUUGGUACUCGAUCUCAGUAUUCCACCAAAGUCACCGCCUGCCACCACCUUCGUCACAACCACCAUCCACAAGUUAAGGAGAGUCAUUCAUGAUGCAUCAAGUUCCAACCUCAGGGUCCCCAUGUUCAUCCUCAAUGUAGUAUAUGAUUAUUGGCCAGUAAUUAGUAGUCUAGACUCUAGAUUUCAUGAUGAUUUAGAGAAAGAUAUUGCCCACACCAAUAGCCAAGAAACAACCACUCAAUCCCGCGUUAGCUAUAAAACCUGUUCGGGAGAGCACCCUCAAGAAAUUGUUUGCAUCAAUUUGCUAAUUACAUGGACGGUGGUGUCACUAGAUGGGGAGGGAGUGACUGGUAUAGCAGAGAUACAUUCAAGCAUUCAGGUAAUACCAUGGAGCUAUGUGUUGGUUGUGGACAUUAUGACUUGUCUCUAUGAACUGCCCUCCACAUGAAGCUACUCAUGGAUAAGCAUGGUUGAUCAAUAUUCGUUCUUCAACCAAGAAAGAAAGUCAUUAGCUAGCUAUGAAUAUGGAAGCUUGAUGAUGAAAAAAGCCUUUCUUAAAGAACAUGAAAAUGGGAAACAUGAAAUGGUUGAUAUAUGGAGGGGGACUAUAAAAGAAAUGGAUUUGAAACCAAAGAGUUGGUCCAAUGGCAUCUAACUGUUUAAACAGAAGUAUAACAAAAAGAACCAUAUAUGGUCUAAUAGCAUCUAUUUAGUUGUUUUCUAUAGCACACCUUUGUUUUAUUUCAUUAUAUGAGAACAUAGAGCUUUCAAUUAUCGGCCAAUUGUUAAAAAUUGAGCUUUCAAAGAAUUGUCGUCAAAAUAUUGGAGUUUGGAUCUCCUAUAAGUAUGAUUCUAAAGAAAAAUUCCAGCCUAGGUAUUUUUAUUUAUCAAAAUUUGUUCUGACCCUGAAAUGGCAGUUUUCACUUAUAUAUGACAUUUUAUUUUUAUGAAAUGACAGUGUACUUAUGGAAUAGCAAUGUCUUAUAUAUUUUUUAUUGUUUAAUAUGAUUUUUUUUACCUUUCAGAACUAAAACAACAAAACAGCGGGAUUAUUAUCAAAAGCAUUGUUCUUUUGUGCAGUUGCAAAGAUAAACAAAGGGUAUUUUUGGAAUAUUGUUUAAAGAUUAUCUGAUGCAGUGGAAAAGAAAGGAGAAUUGGAUGUAUGUUCAAUAUCUCUAAAAAUUCUACUUUUUGCUGGUAUAUUUUUUCGAGAUGUGGAUUGUGAAGAAACAAGAAGCGGCAAAUUGGUGAGUACACAUAGCAAGAUGUAAUGUAUUGGAGUUGUGUCUUGUGUUGUGUUGAUUUAAUUGAGAAUUGGAAACUAAGGAAAAAUGAAUGGAAAGAAAAAGAGAGUGAUUGAUGGUAUUUUUUGGAUGGUAAAUUGUAUGUAAAUUCUACCAUGUGCAUGUUUUCAAUCAAUAAGAUGUGGAU
Lactuca virosa is the source of this 1448-nucleotide messenger RNA. The record is from the annotation of a GenBank genome assembly. Lineage: Eukaryota; Viridiplantae; Streptophyta; Magnoliopsida; Asterales; Asteraceae.